Molecule: messenger RNA, 444 nt
Organism: Peronospora matthiolae
Lineage: Eukaryota; Oomycota; Peronosporomycetes; Peronosporales; Peronosporaceae
Source: the annotation of a GenBank genome assembly
AUGUGCAAGGAUAGAGACGCGUUUAUCGAGUACGCGGACUUGUCGACAGCUCGCAACGUGAAUAGCGCGAAAAACAAUGCUAGCUCAAAGGUGCUUGGGCAAGGCACGGUGGUCUUGCGUGUUUGGAACGGCACAUUCUCGACAUGUGCACGACUGGAGAAUACACUUCACGUGCAAGACCUCAACAAGAACCUGUUCUCGCUGACAGCAGCUACUGCGCGCGGGAUGAAGAUUGAGAUCAACAGUGCAGGAUGUAUUGUAUUCAAAAGCGGGCAAAUCGUCGCAACAGGUGUGCGACGUGGGAUUCUUCUAACACUAAUUGUCGAAGAGGUUCCACAAUGCCAUGUGCUCGAAAACGAAGCUGAACUGUGGCAUCGCCGACUUGGACACAUUUCAUACUCGACCAUAAACAAGCUGAUUAAAGACGGCUGCAUCAAAGCAUAA